AUGGAUUUAGAAACAGAGAUUCCAAUUUGGUACGAUGGUCGAAUGAAAUGGAUAUCAAAUCUGACAAGUCGGUCAACAUGUGACGAUAUUAUAGACGCCAUUUUUCACGAAUCCUCUUCACGUACCCAUCAAAAUCAUUCAUAUGUUCUAUACGAAUGUUGGCGUGGUGUUGAACGUCCUUUAGAUGGUAAAUGUCGUCUACUGAAAUUGUGGCAAACGUGGGCUGAAGAGUGUUCGAAUGUUACUCUCUCUGUUCGUCACAGACCACCAACAAUGGAUGGAAUUGUUAAAACGAGUACACCGACAACGAAUCGAAGUCCAGUUAGAAUGGCGACUAACGAUCAAAUAAACGAUACGUUGAAUCGGUCUACUUUAGAAAGACGUUCGAAACGAAAUCGUGAUAUCGAACGAACCGAACGAGUCAAUCGUUAUGUGAAUAUUGUACUAUACCAAGACAAAAAAUUAGAAAAACUAAAGAGAGAUAUCAGAAAAACUGAUGGGAACUUGAAAAAAUUAAAAGCGUUAGAAACAAUCGACACAUCGCAACAAAAUGAACAGAAUUUAAUUCUUCAUCGUAAUUCUUCAAGUGACGAUUCAGAUAUAUCUCUGUCUGACAUUUCGAAUAUUUUUUCUGAUCUCUCAAGUGAUUCGGUUAAUGAGUACACUCAGUUAUGUCGUAAUAUUCUUCAUUUACACCACGAAUUAGAACUUCAAAAUCAGCUAAUACUACGACUAUCGAGUGAAAUUGAACAUGAACUACAAACAUCAUCGAUACCUGAUCAACCUCCAUCACGUUCAAUUCAAUUUUCUGAUAUUUCAACGCUAAUUAAAAAUGUCAGCGAAAGCCUGGAAAAGAGUCGGGCACUCUAUGAACAGUCAGAACAGUUUGACAAACAAAUUCAGACAUUAUCUGCCGAUAUUAAACAGAAAACAAAACAAGCUGAAGAGUUAGAACAAGAAUACGAUUUGAUGGAUAUUGAAGUUGACAACCAGGACAGCGAAAGUGAAGAACAAGAUGAAGAAGUGAUGGAUAUAACUCCGCGAAACGAUAUUACUGAACCGGAUAGUCUAGAAGAAAUGGAUAAACAACCAGUGAAAGCAAACAAAGUUGAACAUCAUCGAAAAUUAAAACGUAAAAUUCAACAAACAACAAAGACAAAAACCAUAGAUAGUCUCAAUUAUUUGAAUCAACAUUUGAAUAAUUUAGCUGCUGCUCAACAAAAGAACAAAAGGGAAAAUAGUAGAGUAAAAAAUGUUGGAGUAAUGAAAAGUGAAACAACUGACCAAUGGACAACAACAAUCAACGAUAAUACUCAAGAGCGUGUUAGUACAUUAAAUGAUGUAGAACACGAAGAAAUUCCUCUACCAAAACACGAACAAGAACAGAAAUAUACCAAUGAAAAUAUGCUGGUAGCUGAACAAGGUGUACGACCAAUUUUAUCAACUCAAAACCCUUCAGUCCAUCGUCCAACAGCGAUUGUUGAACCAUCUUUGUCUUCAGUAUUAAUUCAACAACCAACAACCAAUGCUCGUUCCUCAUCAUUUAUCAACAGUGUUCUCAACAUUUUCUCUGAUAAUAAUGGGCGUUCUUCAUUACGAUUAAAAAGUUCAAAUAAACGUUUAGCGUCGUCGAAUAUAAAACUGUCGCAUAACGACAAUACACCUUCGUCGGUACUUGGAACGCGUCAAUCAUCGUCAUCUUCUCAAAGUAUUUAUCAAAACGUGAUUCAACAACAGGAUGAAAAACGUACUUCAAAGAAAUCUUAUCAACAUCCACCGCCCACCUAUCGAUUUUUCGUUGCUACCGAUUACGGUACGUCGAAUAUUAAACGAACAGGUGCGGCUACUCAAACACAAACAUCUAAUACAAAAACUAGUAUAAAUUCUAACAUUCAAAUUAUACCAUUUCCAGUACGUAAUCUGAAUAUGUUACCUACACGCUGUUCGAGCACAAUGCCCUGGACACAACAAGCAACGGCUUUAAACUCGUAUUCCGUUCGUACAUCAGCCCUAGUCACUUUACCAUCAUCAAUAAAACCACAAAAAAUGACUCAUGAGAUGCCCACACGGAUAGAAGCCGAUGAAAGUGAUACUGGUAUCAGUUCGUUGAAUAGCGAUGAAAAUCAGGGAAAUCAACAACUAGUUACACUUGUUUAA
This is a messenger RNA of Didymodactylos carnosus, 2157 nucleotides long. The record is from the annotation of a GenBank genome assembly. NCBI's taxonomy places the organism in Eukaryota, Metazoa, Rotifera, Eurotatoria, Philodinida, Philodinidae.